Molecule: messenger RNA, 868 nt
Organism: Dufourea novaeangliae
Lineage: Eukaryota; Metazoa; Arthropoda; Insecta; Hymenoptera; Halictidae
Product: upstream stimulatory factor 1-like
Exons: 4
Coding region: 92-868 (258 amino acids)
Biological process (GO): regulation of transcription by RNA polymerase II
Molecular function (GO): RNA polymerase II cis-regulatory region sequence-specific DNA binding; DNA-binding transcription factor activity, RNA polymerase II-specific; protein dimerization activity
Source: RefSeq, a predicted model, not a curated record
UUAUACAUGCUAGGCAAGUGCAUUGUGAUGCAUUCUUCACUACACAAAGCUGAGGAUCACGGAUCGAAAAUACCUUGUUUUUUAAAUUAAAAUGGAAGUUCUCAACCAUUUUGAUCACAUUGACGAGAGUGUGGAUGACACUACAAUUACCAAUGAUAAUGUUGGAGUCGUUCUAGAGGAAGCAGAAAUAAUAGAUUGUGACACAGAGAUUGAUAAUGUCACAGAAGAAGAUAACAUACAAUAUCAAAUAUGUGAAGUAAAUAGGAAUGAUAAUGCUGUUGCAUAUCGAGUAGUACAAGUUGGCGAGGGUCAAGCAAAUAAUACUGAAUUGUCAUUAACUACACCUUUGAAUAAUACUGUCCAAGUCUUGACAUCGCCGAUAAAUGGUCAGUUGUAUGUUCUCAGUAACAGUAAUGAAGUAGUUACAACAGAAUCUGCAAGAACAGUCACACCACGUGUUAAACUUCAAAUAGAUAAUCCACAAAACAUUCUUACGACAAUUAAAAAGAGGGAUGAAAGACGAAGGGUAACACACAAUGAAGUUGAAAGAAGACGCAGAGAUAAAAUCAAUAAUUGGAUUUCAAAGUUAGGUAAACUUUUACCUGACUAUGAACAAACUACAACAGGAGAAGGGGAUGUGAAAACAAAUUUUGAAUUACAGAGUAAAGGAGGAAUUUUGGAAAGGGCAUGUGAAUAUAUAACUGAGUUACAAGAUGUACAAGAAAACUUUUCACAAAGUUUAGAUGAAAAUGCUCAACUAUUGGAAGAGGCUAAAACGUUAAGACAAGUUGUGAAUCAAUUAAAAAAAGAGAAUUCUGAACUAAAGGCUCAGAUCUCAAAAAGUACAACAUACAUUCUUGGGACUUAA